GCACCUUGCGACAUUAACAAAAUAGCCUAUCGCACUACCGACUCGACACCGGUUCCAACUCUGCUGUCGACUUGUCUGCGUCGAUUUCACAGUUAUCAUGGCUCAAAAAGUUCUGCUGACUGGCGGGUCCGGCUUCCUGGCUACACAUGUCUUGAAAGAACUUCUUCAACACGGACAUGAGGUCGUCACAACAGUGCGCUCCGAUGACAAAGGUCGUUUCCUGCUCAACAUGUUCGAGGGGCAACCUCUGACAUACACCAUCGUCAAGGAUAUCUCAGCCGAAGGAGCAUUCGACGAAGCCGUCAAGUCCGAUCCUCCUUUUGACGCAGUGAUCCAUACUGCCAGUCCAUACCACUUCGACGUCAAAGACAACAAGAGAGAUAUGCUCGACCCGGCUGUCAACGGAACCACGGGAAUCUUGAAAGCUAUCACCAAAGGCGCAAAGUCCGUGAAGCACGUGGUUAUCACAUCUUCAUUCGCUGCCAUCGUGAACCCAUCGACUCCACCUAAAGUCUACAAUGAAGAGACUUGGAGCGACAUGACUUGGGAGAAAGCACUAGCCGCUACUGAGGGUGGGAUCGUGUACCGGGCCAGCAAAGCAUUCGCCGAGAAGGCUGCUUGGGAUUUUGUUGAGACACACAAGCCGACUUUCGCCCUGACAGUGUUGAAUCCUCCCUUGAUCUAUGGGCCUGUGAUUCAUCAAAUCGCGUCUCUGGCCGGCUUGAACACUUCGAACAAACGCAUUCUCAACAUGAUGCAUGGUAAUCCCGUGAGCCCGGGCACUCCCAUUUUCGUCGACGUUCGCGAUUUGGCUCUGGCACACGUUCGCUCUAUUGAGGUCCCCGAGGCUGCAAAUCAGAGAUUCUUCUUCACUGCAGGUAUAGGAACUGACAAGCAAAUGGGUGAUGUGAUUCGGAAGAAUUUCCCUGAUAUUGCGAAAAACCUGCGCGACGACCUUUCCGAUACCAUUCCGCCCUACAAAUUCGACAACAGCAAAUCGAUCAAGAUCCUGGGAGUCAAAUACCGAAGCUUGGAGGCAACCAUCGUUGAUACUGUUAAAUCUUUGCAGCAGCUCGGUGCAUAGAUGUCGAAGAAGAAAGAGCUCGACGUUCUCGUUCGCGACGAUCAGUAUUGGCAUUUUGAGCGUUUCAAAUCAUUUCGGAUCCUGUUGCGUCGUAGCAAUCACAACAACAAAUUCACUUUGAGCUUUGCAGUUUCCAAUAUACCUGUCCUUCGUUCCCAAAGUUCGUCACAUCCCCUCCUGACAGCCACUGCUUACAAACUUGAGUCAGGAAGGCGACAAUGAGAGACCACUUACCCAGCAGGCCCAACUGAAGUGGAG
Exophiala viscosa is the source of this 1342-nucleotide messenger RNA. RefSeq lists its product as uncharacterized. The record is from RefSeq and is a predicted model, not a curated record. Lineage: Eukaryota; Fungi; Ascomycota; Eurotiomycetes; Chaetothyriales; Herpotrichiellaceae. Bases 98 to 1084 code for a protein of 328 amino acids. Gene Ontology annotation, molecular function: oxidoreductase activity, acting on the CH-OH group of donors, NAD or NADP as acceptor. The transcript is spliced from 2 exons.